This is a messenger RNA of Erinaceus europaeus (western European hedgehog), 1353 nucleotides long. RefSeq names its product jumonji domain containing 7 (gene JMJD7). The transcript has 8 exons. Lineage: Eukaryota; Metazoa; Chordata; Mammalia; Eulipotyphla; Erinaceidae. Gene Ontology annotation, molecular function: 2-oxoglutarate-dependent dioxygenase activity. The coding region runs from base 58 to 966 and encodes 302 amino acids. The record is from RefSeq and is a predicted model, not a curated record.
CAGCAAGGUCUCCAGGAGGGGCGGGCCCUCCAGGAGGGGGUGGGGCACGUAGGCGUCAUGGCGGACGCGGCUCUGGGUGCGGUGCGCAGGCAAUUACGAGAGUUCCCGGCUGCGGCGAGGGAACUCAGCCUGCCUCUUGCCGUGCCCUACCUGGAGGCGCCCCCAACACCACUGCAAUUCUACCGGGACUGGAUCUGCCCCAACCGGCCCUGCAUCAUCCGCAAUGCUUUGCAGCACUGGCCGGCGUUGCACAAGUGGUCCCUCCCCUACCUCAGGGCUACAGUGGGCUCCACGGAGGUGAGUGUGGCUGUGACACCGGAUGGUUAUGCAGAUGCUGUGCGGGGGGACCGCUUUGCCUUGCCCGCCGAGUGCCGCCUGCCCCUGAGCCGUGUGCUGGAUGUGCUGGAGGGCCGGGCCCAACAUCCAGGUGUAUUGUACGUGCAAAAGCAGUGCUCCAACCUGCCAACUGAGCUGCCCCAGUUGCUGCCUGACCUGGAGCCCCAUGUGCCCUGGGCCACUGAGGCACUGGGUAAGAUGCCCGAUGCUGUGAACUUCUGGCUGGGGGAUGCGGCUGCAGUGACAUCUUUACAUAAGGACCAUUAUGAAAAUCUCUACUGCGUGGUAUCAGGAGAGAAGCACUUCCUGUUGCACCCCCCCAGUGACCGGCCCUUUAUUCCUUACGAGCUGUACAAGCCGGCAACCUACCAGCUGACUGAAGAAAGCUCCUUUAAAUUGGUGGAUGAAGAGGCUAUGGAGAAGGUGCCCUGGAUCCCUCUGGACCCCUUGGCUCCAGAUUUGACUCGGUUCCCCAGUUACAGUCAGGCCCAGGCCCUACGCUGUACUGUACAGGCUGGUGAGCUACUCUACCUACCAUCCCUGUGGUUCCAUCACGUCCAACAAUCCCAUGGCUGUAUUGCUGGUCUUCCCUUUGCCCACAGUGAAUUUCUGGUACGACAUGGAGUAUGACCUCAAGUACAGUUACUUCCAGCUGCUCGACUCCCUCACCAAGGUCUCAGGCUUUGAAACAGAGCCUUGGUGAACAGUGCCAAGUUCAAGUUCAACUCUUAACAGAUCAUGCCCUUAUGGGCCAGGCUCUUUCUUGAGGCACCUGGGGCAUGCUGGCUGCCAGCCCAGCACAGCUUAGGGUCAGCAAUAUUUAGGAGGUGGCCCAGCAGGUCUGGGUGCAGGCGCCCAGGAAAUUGCCAUAUAGGUGAUGAAGCAGAGCCUCAGCAAAGCUUGACAUAUGGUGCAUGACAAGCCAGAAGUACCAGUGCUCCUGCUGUGAGUGAAUGGGGACACUGUCACCUGAAGCAGCAUGGAUAAGCGUUUCAUUAAAGGAGGCUGUGACCUGUG